AUGGAACCAUUAGAACCAGUAGAAGUGGCCUCUGCACAGCAAGGGGAGUGGGUGCAGCAGCUGGACCUCCUGAGGCCACCAGGGCAGAGUGAUGAUGGUGACAGGUACAUAGAUUUGUGUUUUACAGGCUCAUCAUUUGACAUCUCAGGUCCAGAAGCAGUGAGAGGUCCGGAGCAGGGAUCGCUGACUGUGCAGUGUCACUACAACCCAGGGUGGAAGGCAUACCUGAAGUGGUGGUGUCGAGGGGCUGAUUGGGGCAGCUGCAAGAUCCUUGUUCAAACCAAUGGAUCAGCGUUUGGGGUGAAAGAGCGUGUGUCCAUCAGGGAUGAUCAGACAAACCACACGUUCACUGUGACCAUGACGGAGCUCAGGCCAGAAGAUACAGACACUUACUGGUGUGGGAUCGAGAGAACUGGAACUGACCGUGGGUUCCCUGUUAGAGUGACCAUUGACCCAGGUAAGAGCACGUGCAUGUGUGUCUGUGUCCUUUCAGAGCCUGCUCUGCCCUGGUCCCUGAGGUCCCUCUCCAGUGACUGA
Pipistrellus kuhlii (Kuhl's pipistrelle) is the source of this 537-nucleotide messenger RNA. Its product is annotated as CMRF35-like molecule 7. Bases 1 to 537 code for a protein of 178 amino acids. Gene Ontology annotation, cellular component: plasma membrane. The transcript is spliced from 2 exons. The record is from RefSeq and is a predicted model, not a curated record. NCBI's taxonomy places the organism in Eukaryota, Metazoa, Chordata, Mammalia, Chiroptera, Vespertilionidae. Gene Ontology annotation, molecular function: transmembrane signaling receptor activity.